AUGUCUCUGGUGAAUGCAGCCAUUCGCCAUAGAGCCUGCCUACCUGCAGAAGUAGGGGCGUCCUACUUCCACACCACGUCGGUACCUCUUCUGGAAAAGGGACGGGCACCCCGCUCGAGACCAGUGAAAUAUAACACCCCGCCGAAGACCUCACCAUCGCGCACGCGCCUCGUCAAGGAUCUCACCCCGCGCACGAAUAAGAAUGAAAAGGGGAAGGGGAAGGCCGGGAAGCUCGAGGUUGCGCCGCGCGCUGCGUUCGUCCGCGACCCCGCGCCGCAUCCAGAUGCGCGGGAUAUGAGGGAGGAGAGGGAGCGCCAGCGCGAGCUCACCAGGCGGUUCGGGCAACGCAGGCUACGCCGGGCGUCACAGGAGAAGCCGCGCCGCUCUUCGUCGUGGGACAGGGACAGGGACAGGGACAGGGACACCGCGCAGUCCGCGCGCUGGCAGGAGAAGAAGACGCAUCCGCUCGCCACGCGUGGGCUCCCGGACUUCGAUAAGCCGUGGCGGACGUCGCGGGGCGUCACGCCGCCCGCAGCGGCGCGGGGGGCGGAGGAUGGUUACGCGCCCGCGCAGCGGAAGACGCCAGUGUACAACCCGCUGAGCGACGAGUUUGACGUCGCGUCCAAGUCUGUGUCGACGCGAGAGCUUCCGGGCGAGUUCGCCUCGCCACCGCUCAUGGAGGGUCUCCUUACGUCCGUCGUGGACGUCCUCGGCCCGCACGCGAAGCCUACCCCAAUUCAGGCUCUCGCUCUCAAGCACCUCUUCACGCCACUGAAGGGGGAGCCGGGCGGCAAGCGCCGCUGGCACCAGUGCCUGCUCGCGUCCGAGACGGGCUCGGGCAAGUCCAUCGCGUACAUGCUCCCGAUGCUGCAGGGUCUGAAGCAGUCAGAAGUGAACGCGGGCACAUCGACUGCAGCGGCGCCGGACGCGCCUGCCCCGAGCACGCCGCUGAACCCGCGCGCACUCGUGCUCGCGCCGACGCACGAGCUCGCGCGGCAGCUGUCCGCGUUCGCGAAGGCGCUGCUGCACGGAAUCAAGCUGCGCGUGCUGUGCGCGUCGCAGGCGAACCUGCCGAGCACGCCGCGCCACCAGGUUAGCGCGGCGCAGAUGGCGCGUGACGCGGACGAGGGCGGCGAGUUUGGCGUGCACAGGGGGGCCGCGGGACACCCCGUGGAUGUCCUUGUAGGCACGCCCGCGCGCGUGCUUGAGAUGGCCAAGGGCCGCGGGUGGGAUUUUGAGCAGCCGAAGGCGGAGGACCACUGGGGUCUUGACGAGAAAGGGAGGGCUGCGCGCCGCCCCAAGGCAUGGACGGUGGGCAAGCCAGAGAUGGGACUGAGCAGGGUUGAGUGGGUCGUCGUGGACGAGGCAGAUGUCUUGUUCGACCCCGAUUUCCAAGAGUCGACAAGGCGGAUCCUUGCUGAGAUCAGUGUCGCACGCGGGCAUCCGGUACCAUUCGAAGAGGGCCUACCACAGGACGCGCCACAGAAACCACUUGACUAUCCAUUCAACCUCCUCCUCACGACCGCGACGAUCCCUUCUGCGCUCGCGUCGUACCUCGACACGCACCACCCCGGGCUGAUGCGGCUCGCUUCGCCGCAUCUGCAUCACCUCCCGCAGACGCUCAAGACGGAAUACGCCGCGUGGACGGGCGGGAAUCGCUAUGCGGAUAUCGAGCACCGUCUACGCCGCGUGUGGGCGGAGGACCUCAUGGCGGGCGGCGGGCGCCGCUCGAAAGUGCUCAUUUUCUGCAACAAGAGCACCAAGGUCCAGGAUCUCGGGCGGCACCUGAACGAGAAGGGCAUCCCGAACGUCGCGCUAACGAGCACGAGCGAUACAAGGAAGCAUGGGUCGAACCACCACCUGGAUGGGUUCCUUCGCGUGCGGGGCGAGGAGGGCAAGGAGACGGAGGGCGCGCGGGAGGUGGGCGAGGACGAGCCGCAUGUGAUGAUCACGACGUCGCUGCUGUCGCGCGGGCUUGAUUUCGCGCCCGACAUCCGGAACGUGUUCAUCGUGGACGAGCCGCGGAACAUGGUCGACUUCCUGCACCGUGCAGGGCGUGCGGGGCGCGCGGGAGCGCUGGGCAAGGUGGUGGUGUUCGGGAAGGCGAAGGGGCGGGGAGGGCGCGAAUCUGUUACAUUACAUCGCUUCUUGCUCUCGGAUAUGGGAGCUCACGACGUUGGUGCGAUCGGACGUACUCACACCCCAAACGCUGGCCCUUAG
Molecule: messenger RNA, 2220 nt
Organism: Sparassis crispa
Lineage: Eukaryota; Fungi; Basidiomycota; Agaricomycetes; Polyporales; Sparassidaceae
Product: ATP-dependent RNA helicase MRH4, mitochondrial
Exons: 6
Coding region: 1-2220 (739 amino acids)
Molecular function (GO): ATP binding; nucleic acid binding
Source: RefSeq, a predicted model, not a curated record